AUGCACUCGUACUCGGUGAGGGCCAACAAUGUGCUCUCUUUCGCGGUGUCGGUGUGGAUGGUGCUGUGCGCCAUGGCGACGGCGUCGGACUUCUUCCACAAGGCGGAUCCCGUCGUGAGCGUCAAGCUCGCCAAGGUGGAGCGCUUCCUUCGCGUCGGCCGCAACGACGAGGCGCACCUCGCGUUCGAGAUCGACGCCGAUCUCACCUCCGUCUUCUCGUGGAACACCAAGCAGCUCUUCGUGUGGCUCGCCGCGGAGUACUCGACGCCCAAGCACGUGAAGUCCUCGGUGAGCGUGUGGGACCGUAUCGUGGAGAGCAAGGAGGACGCGCACCUCGUGCUGCCGUUCGUCAGGAACAAGUAUAAGCUCGUGGACAACGGCGCGGGGCUGAGAGGGAACGUCGUCAACCUGACGAUGGGGUGGCAGAUCAUGCCGAGGGUCGGGGUGCUGCGGAAGGAUAACGUGACGUUUCCGGCCGCGUUUACGCUGUCAGAGGAGUACCCGGAGCCGCCGCAGCCGCAGCAACGGCGGACCGGGGUGUACGCGCACCCUCGAUGA
This is a messenger RNA of Micromonas commoda, 558 nucleotides long. RefSeq lists its product with no specific name. The record is from RefSeq and is a predicted model, not a curated record. NCBI's taxonomy places the organism in Eukaryota, Viridiplantae, Chlorophyta, Mamiellophyceae, Mamiellales, Mamiellaceae. The transcript is spliced from 2 exons. Gene Ontology annotation, cellular component: signal peptidase complex; membrane. Gene Ontology annotation, biological process: protein targeting to ER. The coding region runs from base 1 to 558 and encodes 185 amino acids.